Molecule: messenger RNA, 2436 nt
Organism: Theobroma cacao (cacao)
Lineage: Eukaryota; Viridiplantae; Streptophyta; Magnoliopsida; Malvales; Malvaceae
Biological process (GO): defense response to virus; regulatory ncRNA-mediated gene silencing
Source: RefSeq, a predicted model, not a curated record
UAUAAGUAGCAGCUAGACAGAUGGUCAUGUUUGUGAAGAAGGGCAUAGGCUGAAUUAACAACACAACAGUAACAUGGGAAAAGAGUUUGCAUUUGAUCUAAUAUAUGGACUUGGGAACGCGAACGAAAACGAGAUUAUCGAGCUCUCAUAUGCCACAUUUGCUGAAGAGUUGCAGCUCCAGGAGGUCCUCAAGGAGUCCAUGAUCGCUUCUGAAAUUACCAAAAAUGAACUAUCAUCAUCGUCAUCAUCCUCACCAUUACCAUCUUCAAUAUCGACACCUCAAGCAAUUUCAUCGCCAAGUUCCGAGCAAUCUCUGGAAGAGUUAGAGAUGGAAGAGUUAGAGAGAGCUUUUAACUUCAAGACUCUAAAAGAUCAGGAAGAUGCAGUUGCUGAAGCCUUCAAGAAAUCUGCGUGUCCUGUCUGCCAUAAAUUGUCCUGCACGGAAUGUACUAUCCCCCAGGAUUCAGGGCUUAAUUGCCUUGAGAAACAGUGGAUCGACUGGGAUGAGUUAAGAAGAGGGCAAGCCCAGAGUUCAGGUCUUAGUUGCAAUGAGCAACAGAGGAUCAACUGGGAUGAGAAAGGAAGAGAGCAUUCCAUGGCGUGGAGUCCUAGAUGGAGUGGACCAACGGGGCAUUACCAGCCCAAGUUCAAGGGAAGAAGGACGGGAGAUAUUCCACGAAACACUUCCAGCAAUGAAUCACAUGCAAAAACGAGUUUGAGGUUUGGGAACGUUCCUAUUGCUGGUAUUGAUAACAACAAAGAUCCCAAGGGAAAGGGCAAAGCAAUAGAUAAUGACUGGUUGCUGGUCUCCAAGAGGAAACCCAAAAGCAGAGCUGGAAGUGGUACUGCCAAACGAUGGGGUCCUCGGCAUCCCAAUCCUUUAAAGGGUUCAGAGAAUAACAACAGAAAUGUUGUUAAGGUAAAUGAAGUUCAGAAUGUUGUUCAUGAAGAUGAUUAUGAUACCUUGGAUGAUGAAGAUGACUUUGAUUCCGAUACAAGUCAAAAGAGCCAUGAGAGUCGCAAGAAGAGUAAAACGUUUAAGGAAUUUUUUGAGAGAAUAGACGCGUUGAAUAUUGAGGAGAUUGACGAAACCUUGUGGCACUGUCCAGCAUGCCAAGGUGGCCCUGGUGCCAUCAAAUGGUACAGAAGCAUCCAGGACCUAAUAGCACAUGCCAAAAACAUUGGAGCAAGAAGGGUGAAGCGACACCGGGAGCUUGCAGAGCUUCUAGAGGAGGAGCUGCGCAGGAAGGGAACUUCAAUUGCUCCUGCUGGCCAAACAGUAUUUGGUAACUGGAAAGGUUUAAAAGAGGAUGCCAGAGAUCAUGAAAUAGUUUGGCCUCCCAUUGUUGUCAUUGUGAACACAAUGACAAACAUUUAUAAGGAUGGAAAGUGUGUUGGCAUGGGAAGUCUAGAGCUUCUUGAGCACUUCAGCUCGUAUCCUGCUUUGAAGGCUCAACACUCCUAUGGUCCUGAAGGUCACUGUGGUUUGAGUGUCCUGAUUUUUGAGAGCUCAGCAGUAGGUUAUUUAGAGGCUGAGCGUCUGCAUAAGAAUUUUGUCGAGCAAGGAUUGGAUAGAUUUGCCUGGAAUUUCUGUUCAGACGUGAUCCUGCCGGGAGGGGGGCGCCAACUUUAUGGUUUCAUGGCAGUGAAGGAAGACCUGGAUGUCUUUAACCAGCAUUGCCAAGGUAAAUCAAAGGUCAAAUAUGAGCUGAAAUCAUAUCAAAUGGCGGUUCUGAAUGAAAUCAAGAAAAUGAGCGAGGACAGCCAACAGCUUAUCUGGUUGAAGGACAGGCUUGCACAAGAAAGAAAACUUGCAAAAACUUUUGAACAAUCAGUUCGAAAUCUGAGUAGGAACCUGCAACAGAAAACAAAGGACAUCCAUAUAUUUAAACAGAGAGUCCAAUCACUGCAUGAACAAAACAAGGAAGAGAUGGACUACCAAGAGAACUUUUACAAGGACCAAAUCAAAAUUCUUGAAGCAAGGAUGAAAGAGCUUGAAAAGUUGCAGGAAUCAGAUGCAAAUCCUUUGCACAGAGAGGAACCUGAACCUGCCUUGGCCUGCCCGAUGGAGGAGUACACUCCAUAUCAGCACAACAGCAACCACGAUAUUGACGAGGUUGAAGAGUGAAAAGCUCCCGCGCAAAAGCUAAUGAAAAUUGGUAUGUGGGAAUAAACAAGCAGCUUCAGUACUUUAGAGCGACUAAUUAAUGUAGUAUCCUAAAUCCCUGAUGAUGCCUUGUAUAUUUUCAGGGAUAGAUGGUUUAUAGAUUUUAUGUGAUUGCUGAUUAGAAGUUUCAGGGGUAGAUGGUAUCCCUUGUUUCAAAGAACCAAAUCUUCUUUCAUAAAUUUCUUCAUGAUAGUAAUUGAAUGGAUAUCAUUUGUUUAUUGACUUGGCCGCCUAUCAAAAGUAUAGAAAAUCAAAUACUGAAGUUCUUU